This is a messenger RNA of Syzygium oleosum, 680 nucleotides long. RefSeq names its product protein LEAD-SENSITIVE 1-like. The transcript has 2 exons. The coding region runs from base 48 to 680 and encodes 210 amino acids. The record is from RefSeq and is a predicted model, not a curated record. NCBI's taxonomy places the organism in Eukaryota, Viridiplantae, Streptophyta, Magnoliopsida, Myrtales, Myrtaceae.
CAGCUCAACCACGAGUUCAAGAGAGUGGAAAAGGGCCACAAGAUAAGAUGGUGAUGGAGAUCAUCAACAAGGUACUGACGCUAUUGAUGCAGUUGAUGUGGAAAGUGGUCAGACCUGAAGAUCUGAAACCUGGAGAUCACAUUUAUAGAUAUGGGUUAUACGGCUUAUACAGCCAUCAUGGAAUUUACAUCGGGGAUGGUUAUGUGAUUCACUACACCCAAACGGAGAGCAAAACAACCAUAUUCCCAUCACUGUCCAAGACUGGCCACAAGCAAGAAAUUUUGCCUCCCUGCCCAGAAUGUGAAUACCAGGAGAAGAACAUCAAGCGUGGGGUCGUCAAAACAUGUCUCGAUUGCUUCCGGCGGGAUGGCAAAAAACUCCGAUCCCUUCGCUGUUAUGAAUACGGGCGGCCACUCCUAGGGUUUAUGCUCACCAGGCGAGGAACGUGCACCAUGUUACUCUAUACCAAAUUGCCCCAUCAAGUUGUCGAUACAGCUCGCCAGCUUCACGGUAACAAUGGCUUCGGCAACUACAGCCUCAUCAACAACAACUGCGAGCAUUUCGCCACAUUUUGCCGGACCGGCAUUCGUGCAAGUGAGCAGACAGCAUUUGUUAGUUAUUGUGAACGGAAAAUUAAGGAAGCCAAAGAAUGGACCAUGAAGUUGCUGAAGAGAAACUGA